AUGGAGCCACCCGCAGCGAAACCAAACUUCUUCAGCAACGUUUUAGUGAAGGUGUUAUUAUUCGGUGUUUUAAUCAUAAUCGUCCGAUUCGCUUACAUCGUUACAAUCACCGGCGAAUCAUGCAAUCUCGGUGACUUCUGUUUCUUACCGGAGAGUUUCAAUUUAGUCAUCGCCGGUACCGGAAGCGGUGUCUCCACUGCGAACAGAGCGGUGGUAUCAACAUCAGCGGGUCCAACACAGCGAGAUCUCUACACGAGUAAAGAUUGGAUCAAGGCCGUUCAUUUCUAUUCUGAUGUCUUUCGUGAUCUGGUAUCCGACGGUUAUCUUUCAGCGAUUUCUAAGACUAUGUGUGUGGAAACGCCCAAAGGAGAAGAUGUUUUCGCUUUGAAAGAAAUCGGCAUUUUGGAUUCUAUUGGAAUUUACAAAAAAGCAUCAAAGCCGUUGGUGAUUUCGUUGAAGGAGAGUGGACUGCCGUUCGAUGAGAAUACUUUUGACUUUAUAUUCUCCGGUGGGGACCGGUUGGAUAAGACUUCACGGCGGCCGUUGGAUUUAACGGUGUCGGAUAUCCAACGGACAUUGAAACCCGAAGGGUUUUUUGUGGCUCACGUGAGUUCUAAAGAUACGUAUAGUUUUAAUUCGUUUCUUGAUUUAUUUAAUUCUUGCAAAUUAAUCAAGUCACGUGACAUUGAAGGUUAUGAUUCAUCCAUGCCUUUUAUUAGAGAAAUUGUUUUGCAAAAGAAAGUAGGGAGUGAAAUUCUUAGCAAAAACUAUGAUGGCAAACUGGGGAAUACAUGCUCUGUUCCGGGGUAUAAAAGGGAUUUGGUGCGCAAUGCUGAGGCUCUGAUAACGGAAGAGCCAUUGAAGCCGUGGAUUACAUUGAAAAGGAAUAUACAUAAUAUUAAGUAUUUGCCGGCAAUGGCCGAUAUUAGUUUUAAGAGUAGGUAUGUGUAUGUUGAUGUUGGAGCUAGGAGUUACGGAUCUAGUAUAGGGAGUUGGUUUAAGAAGCAAUAUCCGAAACAGAAUAGGACGUUUGAUGUGUAUGCUAUUGAGGCGGAUAAGGCAUUUUAUGAGGAGUAUAGAGUGAAAAAAGGGAUAAAAUUGUUGCCGUAUGCAGCAUGGGUGAGGAAUGAGACGUUGAGGUUUGAGAUUAAUCAUGAUCCGGGCAAGGAAGCUAAGGUUAAAGAGCGAGGGAUGGGGAGAAUUCAGCUGGUGAAAUCAGCUUCAUCGUCGGGAAGUUUCAGUGGAGAGGUGAAUGAGAUUGAAGGGUUUGAUUUUGCGGAGUGGUUGAAGAGCACGGUGACAGAGAAGGAUUUUGUGGUGAUGAAGAUGGACGUCGAAGGGACUGAGUUUGAUUUGAUACCGAGGUUGUUUGAAACUGGAGCCAUUUGUUUGAUUGAUGAAAUCUUUCUUGAAUGCCAUUACAAUAGGUGGCAAAGAUGUUGUCCUGGACAGAGGAGUUCCAAGUAUGAGAAAACAUAUGGGCAGUGCUUGGACCUGUUUACUUCUCUUAGAGACAGGGGAGUUCUUGUUCAUCAGUGGUGGUGA
Dovyalis caffra is the source of this 1545-nucleotide messenger RNA. NCBI's taxonomy places the organism in Eukaryota, Viridiplantae, Streptophyta, Magnoliopsida, Malpighiales, Salicaceae. The record is from the annotation of a GenBank genome assembly.